AUGGCGAAUGUUGAUGACAUUUUCAAGGCAUCAGGCUCCAGCAGCAAGCGAAAACUCGAGCAGCCAAUUCGCGACCCCAAUGAGAUUUACAAAGCUACCAAACUGAGCGACCGCACCGUCAAUCGCCAUGCCCAAGUCGAAGACGAAGUAGAAGAGACUCCCGCCGACGACGACGAAUUCGGUCCCGAAUUGCCACCGGAAGACGACGCCGGCGAUGACGAAGAGGGCCGCUUCUUCGGCGGCGGCAUCUCCAAACAAGAAUCCGAGAUUCUCGAUUUCGUCGACAAGGCCGAAGCGGGCGGCGAUCUGGGAAAGAUAGACAGCGCCUGGCUCAGAAGAACGGCGCUCAACCUCGAGAAGCUCAUCACCAAGAAUUCGGAACUGCGCGCCCGGUUCGAGGACGAGCCGCACAAAUUCAUCGACAGCGAAGCCGAUCUCGAUGCCGAAAUCAAGAACCUCUCUCUGCUUGCGGAGUCUUCGGAGCUGUAUGAGGAGUUUGUCAAGCUGGGCAGCGCAGGGAGCUUGGUCAGCCUGCUGACGCACGAGAAUACAGACAUUGCCAUUGAUGCCAUUGAGAUUAUCGGAGAGCUCACAGACGACGAUGUCGUUACGGAGACUGAGCAAUGGGACACUUUGGUCGGCGCAUUAAUUGACAGUGACCUGUUUGGUCUGCUAGUCUCCAACUUGACUCGCUUCAACGAAGACGACGAGUCUGAUCGCACGGGUGUCUAUCAUUCUCUCAGCGUGUUGGAAAACCUCAGCUCCCAGAAAGCCGUCACUACGCGCAUGUGCGAGGAGGAUGCCCUGCUAAAGUGGCUGCUGCAGCGCAUUCAGCGCACCGAGUCGCCAGUGAGCCAGAACAAGCAGUAUGCCGCAGAGAUUCUGGCCAUCCUCGCCCAGACAGCGCCGGAAAACUGUGAAAAGCUCAUCAGCCUAGACAUCGUCGACACCAUGCUCCAGCUAGUAGCUCCUUAUCGUCGGCGAGAUCCAGAAAAGGGAAGCCCGGAGGAGGAAUUUGCCGAGAAUUUAUUCGAAAGCCUUACAUGUCUGGUCGACAUCGCUGCCGGGAGAGCCAAGUUCCUCGAAGCUGAAGGAACUGAACUCUGUCUCAUCAUGAUCAAGGAGAGCAAAAAGGCAAAGAACCCGUCUUUACGCCUAUUAGAUCACGCGACAGGCGGCGCCACCAGCGUCGAGAUAUGCCAGAGAAUAGUCGAGGCAGGAGGACUGAAAACCACAUUCACCCUGUUCAACAAGACGCAGGAUAACCGCCUCGUUGGGCCGUUGCUGUCCAUCUUCUCCUCCAUGUUACGAUUAUUGCCCGCCGAGUCCGCGGAACGGAUACGCUUGCUGGCCAAAUUCGUCGAAAAGGACUACGAAAAGACUGCAAAGCUGGUAAAGCUACACAGAGACUAUAACACGCGCAUAAAAGCCGCCGAAGAGGCGCAUCAGCAAGAGUCGAUAAAUUCGCGCGACUCAGAGGAGGAUCGUGAGAUUCAACUGCUCUCGCGGAAGAUGGACGCCGGACUGUUCAACCUCCAGCUCGCCGACGUCAUUCUAGCGUGGCUCAUUGCCGAGGACGGCGGCGCAAAUCAGAAGAUUAAGCGACUGCUGGCGGAGACGGACGACGACUUUAAAUCGAUACAGAAGACGCUCAAAGAGCAACUGAAGGAGUUGGAUACCAUGGAGGAAGACAGCAAGGAUAUGGGGGAGAUGCUGAGCACCCUCAUAGAUUUCCUUGACUAA
Trichoderma atroviride IMI 206040 is the source of this 1743-nucleotide messenger RNA. RefSeq lists its product as uncharacterized. NCBI's taxonomy places the organism in Eukaryota, Fungi, Ascomycota, Sordariomycetes, Hypocreales, Hypocreaceae. Gene Ontology annotation, cellular component: spliceosomal complex. The record is from RefSeq and is a predicted model, not a curated record.